Messenger RNA from Meloidogyne enterolobii, 2492 nucleotides. The record is from the annotation of a GenBank genome assembly. Lineage: Eukaryota; Metazoa; Nematoda; Chromadorea; Rhabditida; Meloidogynidae.
UUCGUCUGUUCCAGCUCUCCAUUCCCUUCGCCUUCACAUUGUCUCUCAUAUUAAGGAUUUGGAAAUUAUCUUCAUGUUUGCGCAUUAGCGUCUCGCACCCAAAUGUCUUAUUGAAAAAGGUUUAGCUCUUCCCAUUUUUUUUUCUUCUCGUGCGACUUUUUCUACGUGUUUUUUUUAUUCUGCAUAGUUUAAUUUUUAUAAAUAUUUAAUGAUUGAUAAAAAGGGGGGGGGGGGAAGGAAGGACAGAAAUCACUAAAAAAUAUUUUUUGGUUAAAGAUUUUUUUAAAUUUAUUUUCUGACGUUGCAUUUUUAAAUAAAAUAUUUUUAAAAAUUUUUUCUUCCUUUUCCCUAUUAUUUUAAGAAAAGAAAUGUCUUCUAAUUCAAAUAAAUAUUUUAAUAAUUUUCGUCGUCUAUGCCGCAACAAGCCAAUUUUGGUAACUAGUGUAGUUACUGGCGCUGCUUUGUCUGCUACAAUUUAUUAUUUGGAUGUUACUAAUGAAGAACGUUUUAAAAGAAAUAAAUCCAACUACUUUUCUUCACUUCGUGCACAUGCAGCAUCUCCAAGUCUUUUAGAAACCAAACAACAACAAUUAAAUCGCCGUCCAUCGGGGCCUCUCCCGUCAAGAAAAGAACUUUUGAAUGGAUUAAGAGAAGAAGAAUUUGAUAUUUUGGUUAUUGGUGGAGGGGCUACAGGGGCCGGGGUUGCUUUGGAUGCUCAAACUAGAGGACUUAAAACUGCUUUGGUUGAAUUGGAUGAUUUCUCUUCUGGAACUAGUUCUCGUAGCACCAAACUCAUUCAUGGGGGUGUUCGUUAUCUUCAAUCUGCAAUAAUGAAAUUAGACAGAGAACAAUAUAGAAUGGUUAAAGAAGCUUUGUUUGAACGAGCAAAUUUGUUGGAAAUUGCUCCACACCUCAGCUAUCCUCUGCCUAUUAUGUUGCCUAUUUACAAGCUUUGGCAAGUUCCAUAUUAUUGGUUUGGAAUUAAAAUGUACGAUUGGGUUUCUGGCAAAAGAUUGUUAAAGAAUUCUUAUUUUAUAAAUAAAGAAAAGGCUUUGGAACGUUUUCCAAUGUUGAAAAAGGAAUCUUUAAAAGGAGCUUUGAUUUAUUUUGACGGUCAACAUAACGAUGCUCGUAUGAAUUUGGCAAUUGUUUUAAGUGCUAUUAGAAAUGGGGCAAAAUGUUGUAAUCAUGUAGCUGUUGAACAAUUAAUUAAAGAUGAAUCUACAGGAAAAUUAUGUGCUGCUAAAGUGAAGGAUAUGAUAACUGGAGAACAUUUCAUUGUCCGUUCCAAAUGUAUUGUUAAUGCUACCGGUCCUUUUACUGAUUCAAUUCGUUUAAUGGCAAAUCCAGAAACUCAGCCAAUUUGUUGUCCUUCAGCAGGUGUUCAUAUUGUUUUACCUGGUUAUUACAGCCCCGCAAAUACUGGACUUUUGGAUCCGGCAACAACUGAUGGACGUGUUAUAUUUUUCCUUCCAUGGCAGAAAAUGACAGUUGCCGGUACAACAGAUGCAUCAAGCGAAGUUACUUUCUCUCCAAAACCUCGAAAUUCUGAUAUUGAAUUUAUUCUUAAUGAAAUUCGUGGAUAUUUAAAUAAAAAUAUUACAGUUCGUAGAGGUGAUGUAAUGAGUGCCUGGUCAGGUCUUCGACCUUUAGUUAGAGAUCCAAACAAAUCUGAUACAAAAUCACUUGCUCGAAAUCACAUUAUUGAAGUAGCUGAUGAUUCUGGACUUGUUACUAUUGCUGGUGCACACAAUUGGGACCCAUUGCUCUAUGUCCAUUUGGUGCAAGAUUAUGGAAUUGAGGUUGAUGUUGCUCAACAUUUGGCAAAUAAUUAUGGUGACCGUGCUUUUGUAGUUGCUAGAUUGUGUAAAAUGACUGGAAAGAGAUGGCCGAUAGUUGGAAAUCGAUUACAUGGAGAAUUUCCUUUUUUGGAUGCCGAAGUUGAUCAUGCGAUAAAAGAAUAUGCGUGUACAACAGUUGAUGUUAUUGCUAGACGGUUACGGAUUGCUUUUUUGAAUACUUAUGCGGCACAUGAAGUUCUUGAUUUGGUUGUUCAAAUAAUGGCAAAACGUUUAAAUUGGAGCAGAAAGGAAAUGGAGAGACAAUUACAAAUGGCUAGAGAUUUUAUCAACAAUGAAAUGGGACAAGAAGCACGUAUGCAAUCAAUGUCAAGUGUCCCAUUAAAUUUAACACGAGAGGAAAUGCAAGCAGCCAAGGAAAGGUUUAAUCAAUUGGAUCGUGACAGAAAAGGGCAUAUUACUGUUAAUGAUAUUCGCCGACAUUUCCGUGAACAUGGCAACAAAAUUGAUGAACGUCUUUUACACGAAUUGUUGAAUGAAGUUGAUUUGAAUAAAAAUGGAGAGUUGGAAUUGGCAGAAUUCUUCCAGUUAUAUAGCGGUCUAAAAACUGGACAUAUUACACAAAAUCGUUUGGUAAGAUAUUUGGAUGAAAUGUCAGUAAAGGAUGUUGCACGUUCUGGAGGGGGCUUCUAA